Pelobates cultripes (western spadefoot toad) is the source of this 4166-nucleotide messenger RNA. The record is from the annotation of a GenBank genome assembly. NCBI's taxonomy places the organism in Eukaryota, Metazoa, Chordata, Amphibia, Anura, Pelobatidae.
UGUGUUUGAGAAACUCAUUCUUCAGUCAGAGCUGAACAGACUGUGCAGAACUUUGAAGAGCGAAUAUGGCUUCUAACAAAGCCAGGAUACAACCGAAGCACAUUGCAGCCAUUAUUGCAGUUGUCUCAGUCUUACUGUUCAUGGCAUCCAUUGCUCUGCUCACCAUUGGAUUCCUGAAUGCUUAUAGUUCCAUAGGAAUGGGAAUACUUGGAGCAGGUGCUGUUCUGUUCUUUACCACUGAAGUUUUUCUGUGCAUGGGUUACAUCUGGCUGAGAAAUAAAAUAAAUGAGAACAAUAGCAAACUGGCUAGCAGAUCCAUUGAUGACAUAGCACUCUUAAAACCAGCCUCUAAUAUGACCUCAACAGAAAAAAAGAGAGACACCACAAAUGGAGAUGACCACCAUGUUUCUUUACAUUAUGAGACUACUGGACAUAUUUCUCCCUCAGCUGCUCCCGAGAAAAUACUAUCCGAUUAUGUCAUGGAUAGCAAGGCUGGAUGGUCACAAGCUAAAGUCUUCACAGCUCAUCCGAGCAACACAAAGAAUCCCUCAAACCAAAAACUGGAAACAUUCUUCAGCCCACACCAUACGGGCGGAAAGGUCGCGUCUUACGGCAAAUUAGUUGACGGUGGUGGAAAUACCAGAAAGCUAUUGUUAAGCGAUGAUAAAAUUACUCCGCUAGUUAACAAGCCAAAUGUGGUCAACAUCGAAAAAAUAGAGAAACCAUUUACAGAGUCAGUAGCUAUUCAUGGAGGUCUUCGUAAUAAUGACAUUCGUACUCCAAGAAACCCGGUGACAAAGCCUCAGUCUGUUGAUACAGCUGCAUCGGGCAUCUCCAAAGAGAAAAAGCUCAAUGAAAAAAUUAAUCUGCAAAAGGUUCCUCUUACCACUGGGACAGGAAGGGAGAACAUUCCAGGAGCACCGGUAGCCAAGCAACAGCAUCACCAGAUGACACUCAGGCCGGUGCCAGCACAUGUUGGAGCAUUGUCCAGUACUGAGAAAAUGACAACUAGCCCGUCGUCAGGUUUACUCUACCAAGAAUAUUCAUACAAUGAAGGUAAAACUGUAAUAAGAGCACAACGUCCAGAACAAUUGAUUGACUCUUCAACAAAAAAUAAUGAAAUCCCAAAAAAGAGCAAAUCAACUAUACCAGAAUGUAGCAUUUAAUAUAAACACUAGUGGUAAAAAACUAUUUCUGGUGAUCAAGACAGAACCCAAAUACACCAGCGUAAUGUCUUCUCAAAGGGAUCAUUCUACCAGCAGGUUAACCUUGGGCCAUUGGAGAAGAAGAUAUAUUACAAACACAUUGUGGUCAAGAAGUAAAACAAGCAUGUCAGCAAGUUUCAUUACCAAAGCCAUAUAGGCGAAGAUGAAGUUUGGGGUGUUACAUAUAAGUCCUUAAAAAAGGUGAAUUUGUUCAUAUAUCACUUAUUAAAAUGGAUGGUAUCGAGAGAGAGAGAGAGUGUGUGUGUGUGUGUGUGUUCAAGUUAAUACAUUCAGACUAACUCUAUCACACUAACAUGUUAUAUAUGUAAAAAGACUUGCCUUCUGUGGGCAGAAAAUGUUGUCAUAUCCUUAUUGCUUCUCCUAAAGACCAAUAAUACUAAUGGGUCUACCUUUUAGAUUUUUUUUAUUUUUUUUAAAUGUAUAUUUUAUUUUUUAUUUUAAUUUGCAAAUUUCUUUUUUGAAGGACAGUGCGGUAUUACACUGCAAAAUAAAUGCAUGCAAUUGACAAAAUAGCAUCUGGUUAACAAAGAAACUGUCCAUUUCUUUAUCAUCAAUAAACACAGAGCAGAUUGCAAGUCUGUAUGAUUGCCUAGGUUGGCCUCAAAUUUAAAUUUACUUUGAAUUCACACUUUUGUGAAUAAUUCUGACAGAUAAAUUAUGGAAUCCUGAGGUACCUACUUUCAAAAAGUGUUUAGGGAACUUGGGCCUUAAUAGUAGUCUUGUUGAAAACAACCCUUUUAUAUAUAAAGUUUACUAUUUCUUUGUGAAAUGUAGAUAGGAUCAUUCUGUUGAGGGCAUUUUGUAUUAAAUAAACCAGGUUAAUCAUUAACAUUCCUUGUAUAUCAAGUUCACUGUGACAGGUUUGAAUAUGGACUGUUGCUAAAAAAAAAUUAUGUACUUAAGGGCCUUUUUAGGAAGAUAUAUGUAAAAGAUUAUCACAUCUAUCACACUUUAAGUAAUAACUUCAGGUACUUAACUUUCACAUAGUUUUAAUGGAAGUUGAAUAAAAGGAAUUAUUUUUUUUCUUUAACCCCUUAAGGACCAAAUUUAAUAAAAGGGAAUCAUGACAUGUCACACGUUAUGUGUCCUUAAGGGGAAUUGUUUAUAUUAACCAACACCCCUAAGAGCUGUAUUUCUUGUCACUCAACCACCUCGUAAAUAUGGUAAUUUACCGAAAACAUUUAUAAGGGACUUAUGCAAGAUUAUUAAUUGAGAAUUAAAACUAAAUGUCAAAUUGAAAGCAAAAGUGUCUGAGCUGGAAGCAUAGCUAACAGAGAAUUCACUUUGAAGUAACUUCAAAUUAUCGCUUUAGGGAAUGUCCCUGAUAUCCUCCUUAACUCACCAAAAUCAGUCAGAAUUAUUCACUAAAGUAAGAGUUUUAAGGAAUUCAAAGUGAAUUUGAAAAUUUAGGCCAAAAUAGAAGUAUUCUCCCAGUCAAUUCUGUUUUCAGUCUGGUUAUUUUGGGCUUACAUUUGUAAUAUACGUACUUGAAUUGCUGUCAAUUGUCUGUUUAACGAACAUUCCUGAGUCUGAAAAAUAUAGGUUCCCUGGGAUAUCAACACUUGUUAAAUCGACUGAGUCUUUCAGACUUUGAUUUUAAAUUGUUCAUAAUAAGUAUCUUUUUAGUUUAUUAACCCUUUUAGUGGUAAUUGUUUGGGUUAUUCUAGUAUAAAAUGGUUUCAUUGUAGCACAUGUAGCUGUUUAUUUUAAUAAAGAAAAAUGUGGUCCUAUUUUACUAUUUACAGACAAAAUACCAUUAUAGCAAAAAAAAAAAAGGAAAAAAAAACUCCCUUACAGGAACACUACACACACACCACAACCACUAUAUCAUUACCGUUGCCUCUCCUGACCUACGCACCAUCGGGGUUACCUUAGACAGAGAGCGUCUGUGUCUCUGUCAGCUGUAGUUGAGGCUGGGUGCGGCACCUUCUGGACCCCAGGUAAUUUUUCUAACUGUUUGCUGUAGUAGUUUUGGCGUUUGUUAAAUUUUUAUAAUAUUUAGUUAGUGCAAUGUUUAGUUCAAAUCAUUUGCAAAUUAAACAGGUAAACAGGACUAUGUCAUGUUAUGUCUUUUUGAAAUCGUUACACAAACACUGGGCCUGAGGGCUACAUAUGUACUUCGAAACUCCUUUAAUUACAGAUUAGAGAAAUGUAGUUAAACAGGAACUACUCAUUUUAAAUUUAUAAACUAUAUGCAAUUAUCUUUAAUGCAAUGUAAGCCUAACUGCCUGUCUGCUGUCUCUAUUAUCCUGUCUAAUAAUUUUCAUUUGGAUUUGAAUUAUUGGUAUUUAUUAAGCAAAGGAUUCAUCACUGAAAGAGAUCUUUUUACUAGAGAAACUUUGCUAAACAUUUAAUAGGGUGCCCAAGGCUUGCUAGGACUCUGUGUUACAAAACAAAGGUUUUCAUUUGUAAAUUGUGACAUAAUUAUUCACCAAAGUGAACAUUCAAAGUGAAAUUCAGCUUUUAUGUGUGAUUAGUGAAUAAUCCUAUAAAACUGCAUAAUGAAGAAAGAACUAUAUCCUCUUUAAUCUGAUGUGUUUUGAGCAACGAGAUUAACAGAUGUGUUGUUUUUUGGGGGGGGGGAUGGAGGGUGGGGGUCAUAUUCAAAUUGUAUUCCGCAGUUAACUGUAAAUGUGCGGUGGAAAUAUAAUCUUGGAGAACAAGUAUAGUUCAGUUACUUUUCUAUGGUUUUCUUUUUAUAACUUUCUAUAUAUACCCAUUCCAUUUUCUCUCGUAUCAGAAUAUUCAAGCACUCCGAAGCAUAUUUUAGGUAUAUACACAUUUAAGACACAUUACAUGCACAUUGUAUACAAACUAGAUUACACAACACAUUUCUGUUUGUUAGAACUAGUCCAGCUCUGUGAGUAAUGUUCAAUAAUAUAUAUUUAUUUGUUUUGCCAUGUCUGGCUUUGUACAUACUUUUUUUUUUUUUUACUUUUU